This is a messenger RNA of Diuraphis noxia (Russian wheat aphid), 2898 nucleotides long. Its product is annotated as cap-specific mRNA (nucleoside-2'-O-)-methyltransferase 2-like. Gene Ontology annotation, cellular component: nucleus; cytoplasm. NCBI's taxonomy places the organism in Eukaryota, Metazoa, Arthropoda, Insecta, Hemiptera, Aphididae. Gene Ontology annotation, molecular function: methyltransferase cap1 activity. The record is from RefSeq and is a predicted model, not a curated record. Gene Ontology annotation, biological process: 7-methylguanosine mRNA capping; methylation.
CUUGGAUGUUAGAAGUUACCAAGUUAGAAGUUUUUUGUUACAYGUUGAUGUUAAGGCAUUUCGUUAUUUUUAAGCCUCAUAACUUCAUAGAAAUAUGAGUCACUGUACUAGCAACAAUAAACCAAAAGUUACAACGGUAAUUUUCUACACAAGUGAAAAAUGCAAUCAAGUAUAGGACAGUGCUCAGAAAAAAUGUUUUUCCUAGAAGAGGUAAAAAAGGUGGAAGAGAAGUCCUAUGCACACGACAAGGAGUUUUGCAAAAUGUUCGUUCUACAACCCGGGUGGACACUUCCGGACGCCAACGCCAUGUACACCGAGCCCGAGUGGAAGUUGAACGAGUUCCAAGAACUGAAAACAUUGCUGAACCGCACCAAACAGAAGCUGAACAAUUUUGAUUUGGAUGCGUGGCAUGUGCACACGGGAAAAAUGAAUCCGGCUUGCCUGGUGGUGAACCAUGUGAGGAGGCACGUGCGGCCAGAUUUUUUGACACAGGCAUGGUGCAAGUUCUACGAGAUCGCGUGCAGCUCGGAUCUGGUGUUGUCGGACGAGAUCCGCGAGGAAGGUGGUACAUCGUUCACCAGCGUGCAUCUGUGCGAGGCGCCCGGUGCGUUCAUCGCGGCGCUCAACCAUUUCCUGGCAAUCAACCACAAAGAGCUGCGGCUCGAUUGGCUUGCGAUGACCUUGAAUCCGUACCACGAGUCUAACGGGCACCCGGACAUCGUGACCGACGACCGGCUGAUACUGCACACACUCCCGAACUGGGAAUUCGGUCCGGACUACACUGGUGACAUAUUUCAAUCGGGAUACGCCGAACACCUGUACCGAACGGUGCUUGAGCGGUUUAGCGGAAAGGGUGCGUGGUUAGUGACGGCCGAUGGGAGCAUUGACUGUUCGGAUGACCCCGGUGAGCAGGAGACAGUCGUGUCUAGGUUGCACGAUCACGAGACAAUGGUAGCGCUCAGCGUACUCCGGGACAACGGAUCGCUAGUGCUGAAGGUGUUCACUAUUUUCGAGUGCAACACUAUCUGUCGAAUUUUCCUACUGUGCUGUCUGUUCCGGUCGGUGGUGCUCAGGAAGCCGGCGACCAGUAAGCCCGGAAACUCGGAGGUGUACGUUGUGUGUAAGGGCUACAGAGGCCGGUCGGUGGCCAUACCGUAUGUGCAGGCGUACUAUGCGAACGACCGGCACCGGGAUCCGGGCCGGGGAGGCGCCUGCAUGUUUCCGCUGUCGCUGAUACCGGUCGAGUUCAGACAGCGACUGCUUGAGUGUGCAGAACACUUUGCGCACAUGCAGAUGCGCACCAUUAAUGYAAACGUGGACGGGCUGUCGUGCAAGGAGGCGCUCUACCGCGAAAUGAAGCCGGUACAGGUAUCCAUGUGCCAAGAGUUCAUUGCCAGGUUCGGUCUGCGGUCGAUCCGGUACGCACAGGAGCUGACGGCGUUGUCGUUAAACAACUUAAACCACAAGCACAACUGGGAGCUGUUGCGGAUUGGCCGCAAGCCGCGUGGCAUGUCGUACGCUGAGAAGACGCGCAUCCGGAACAUGGACGCCGGACAGGAGGCGGGCGCGCUGUAUCGGGAGGUAGCCCAGUGCCACGAGUGGAGGGCAGUGCAACGGUAUGUGCACGACGUGGUCUGGUACAGUGCCGAGAAUCUCAUAUACCGGCUAACGGACGUAGCGUUUCGCAUGGGGAAACCGGUGACCGUGGUCAAAGGUUCCAAGUUUUGCAGCGAAGCGCUGAUAAACUACCGGCAUCGAGUGCUGUCCAGGUUCCCUCGUAGUGGCGUCGCUGCGGACGCUGAAUGCCGGCUGUCGCACUACCGCGCGACGAUCCAACGGUCACGCGCUGUCGUUUGCGAUCUGACGGACGUUUGCGAUAAACACGCUUCCGAUAACACCACCUUACAGCACAGGUGCCUGGCGGCCAUCGUCAACGCGUUGAAAGCCCUGUCGGACGGCGACGAUCUGAUCAUCGUCGGCUAUCCACUGUACACACAGCUGUCCGUCGCCAACGUUUACGCUGUGGCCAAGAUGUUCAACAUGUACGGCUUGAUCAAGCCCGACCGCUUGUACGSCCACGCGUUCGUGUUUCUUAAGUUCAACCAUGCUCAUCACGGAGACUGGCUGUCUGUGUUGGCUAAAGUCGUCUGGUACCAGGUGCCAAGCGAUCAUGGUGGUUUGGCGCUCAUCUCGUGGAUGCCCAUCAAGGUGCUUAUCGAGCAAGAGGUGUAUUCGAACAUCGUGGUCGUCAACAACUUGUGCAUCGUACAUGAGGUCGAACCCAUUUUGUCGUCGGCUUCGAGUGCGGCGUCUUCCUGUUCCUAAGUAUUAGUGUCUGGUCAAGAUUUGCUUAGCCAACAGCAACGAUAGACGGUAUAUAUAUAUGUAUAGUGAGUGUUGAAGUCGGCGGAGGUUUAUUUAAAACUGGAUUAUUGACAUAAAUUUGACAUUUCCGGCCCAAGUGUAUACCUAACACUAUACGUGGAGGCAUUUUUAUUAGUGAUGGGUCGAACCUGAUUUUUUUGUGUCGUACCGAACGGAACUAUUAACAUUUUUUAUCAAACUAAAAUUCGAACUCAGCAUUUUAUUUUAUCAUAUCUAAUCGUAAUAAUUUAAAAAUAAUACUUAAAAUUAUAUUAUCAACUUCUCUACACGAACAAUCCCGGGUGACCCUGGCCGAUGUUUGAAAUGUAGGUGGUGUCGUGAUCUAUUAGUGGACUAUUUUUUAUAGUUAACUAGCCCACUAAUCACAACUAUCUCGCCAUGAAGUGCUAUUACUGAAUAGCUUCUUCAACCAAACCAACCACGACCUACUAUAUAACCCUCCAUUGUGCUUAUUGUAAAUUUAUGUUACAGAUUGUACAAAUUAAAAUAAAUAUGAUAAAAAAAAAAAUAUUU